UGUUUAUUUGACUUAAAGGAGACGCAACAAAAACGCAGGGAAUCCGUGUAAGCUUAGGGUGGUCACCCCCUUUCUUUUCUGUAGCUUUAAGAAACAAAAAAGUGUCUAGCUGUUUAAAAUGAAUAUCGAAACUAAAUAGAUAACUUAAAACUUAUUUAUUUAGCUAGCGGGAAAAUUAAUUAGGCAUUAAGCUGGCCACUCUCAGAAGAGGGGUGUUUCGCUAUAGACAAAGGUGAUAAUAUUUUUAUAGUUGGCGUACGGUUCUGCUGCUAAAGAGUGGCUCUCCUUUAUCAGUUUAAGAGCAAAUAAGCCCAUUCGGGGGAGCGGGUGGGAGAUAAGGAAGGGCAUGGACUCGGAGAAAAACCGAGCCGAGGUGAGCAACGUCGGAAAGAGCGGAGAGAGCGAACUCACCGGUGAGGAGGCCGCGGGAGCAUUCACGACCCCUGCUGCGGCGCCCUCCCGAGGCAAAAAAUUGCGAGGGCGUGGGGUGAGUCGCUCGAAGACCGGGGUGCUCUCUAUAGGCCUUUCUGAUCAAGGAUUAGUUACGUCGGGCACCGGAAGGGUACUACGGGAUCGCUCGGCCCGAGCCAAGGCUGGGAGACAUGCCGAGGACAGCAGUAACGCUAACAGCCAGAGGAAGUUUGCGUAUCCGCGGCGUAGGAGGAGCACCGCAGCCCGCGUCGGCAAUUCAGGGGACGUGGGGGAUGACAGCGGCCUGUCGGUGGAUUCCGAGGAGAAAAAAGAUGCUCCGGGUGUUAAAGCCGUGCAGUCAGCCAGACCCCGGAGGAUGCGGCGGCUGUGCGGCCCCCGUGUCCCUUCUGCCCGCAGCUCUCGACCUUUCCCCACGUCGCUGUGCAAGAGCGAGCCAGGCACUGAGGCCUCUUAUGUGGCAGACAAGGCUGUGGCCGACAGUGCCCAGGCCAGUGAUGAGGAAGAUGAAGUGAUGGAUGAGGAAGAGGCUUCUUUUGUGGAUGACCUGACAGAUCAGAACUACAUACCUUACAUUGACAGUGAGGAGAUUACCAGUGAGGAAGAUCUUCCUUUCAGGGAUGACCUCAAUGAUCAGAGCUAUGAACCACAGAACAAGAGGACCAACCCAAAACCAAGACGAAAACCUGCAAAGCUUCCAAGGGAGAAAAAAGAAAAAGUGUGUGAUAAAGGGACAGAUAUAAAAAAAGAGGGAGGAGAGGAGAUGGAUGUGAAACUGGAGAACGAGUUUGGGGAUACGACAGAGCCACCUAGGAAAAGAGGAAGACGACGGAAAGAUGAUAAAAGCCCUCGUCUUCCGAAAAGAAGGAAGAAGCCGCCCGUGCAGUAUGUACGCUGUGAGAUGGAGGGCUGCGGCACGGUCCUGGCCCACCCGCGCUACCUGCAGCACCACAUUAAGUACCAGCACCUUCUGAAGAAAAAGUACGUCUGCCCCCACCCCUCGUGCGGGAGGCUGUUUCGGCUUCAGAAGCAGCUCCUCAGGCACGCCAAGCAUCACACAGAUCAGAGGGACUACAUCUGUGAAUACUGUGCCCGGGCCUUCAAGAGCUCCCACAACCUGGCUGUGCACCGCAUGAUCCAUACGGGGGAGAAGCCCCUGCAGUGUGAGAUCUGCGGCUUCACCUGCAGGCAGAAGGCCUCGCUCAACUGGCACAUGAAGAAGCACGAUGCCGACGCCUUCUACCAAUUCUCCUGUAGCAUCUGUGGCAAGAAGUUUGAGAAGAAGGACAGCGUGGUGGCUCACAAGGCCAAAAGCCACCCAGAGGUUCUGAUCGCGGAGGCCCUGGCUGCCAAUGCGGGAGCCCUUAUCACCACGCCGAGCUCUUUGCUGGCUGGGGGGGGUGUGGAGGGUGGGGGCUCAGGGGCAGAGCCUGCGCCGGAGCCAGUGGAGCAAGUGGUGGUGCUUAACCAGGGGACGAGCCUUCAUGCCUUGCAGGUACCCAUAUCACUCACUUUGUCCUUACCAGCUGGCAGCCCCCAGCUUCAGCUCCUGCCGGGUGUGGCCUCCCUAGCACCGCCAUCCCCCCUCCCACCACAUUCACAGGACCUCGUGGAGCUUGACUGCGCCAUCUCCGGUCCCCCUUCAUCUGGUGCGGCUCCCACUCCACAGAGCUCUGCCUCCCUCGAACAGCAUGCCAUCUCCGCAGGGGAGGGGGGUAUGGGCUGGCAGAGGGUGGAUGAGGGCGGUUCAAGACCGGUGCUUCUGGAAAGGCCAGAGGGUCACGUCCAGCACGAGACACAUCAUGAACUGCUCUAGAUGGUUGACUGAAAGGGAAGAGCCAAUCAGGCUCCCACAAUUUCUCAAUGGGUGUUAUUUUACAAGAGGAAGAAGAUGGAAAGAUGAUAAAAGCCCUCGUGGCUUUUGUGGGAGGGGCUAUUAAACUGCAUGAAACCAUGUCCAGACUGCAAAGCUGGAUAAUUACUUAGAUGCUACUACAUCAGGGAACAGAUCUGAUCAUUCUUUAUUUUUUUCCCCCAACUUUACCACAUCACUCCGUCCCUAGACUUGCAUCUCUUGCACCUCUGAUUUGCUGUGCGUGUGUGAGACAGUGGCAGUUUUGAAGCUGGUUAAUGUCAGGGUGGAUGUCUCGAAUCCCUCUUCACUGCUCCAGCUCUCUGUCACUUCCUGAAGAACCGUGUAUAACAUACUUAGGAGGUGUUUACCGUAUUUUACAUUUAAUUUAUUAACUACUUCUUGCUGUGUUGUCAAAAAAACAUUGUGAGUUAAAGCAUUAUAUUUAAGUAUUAUAAAUGCCUCCAUCAGUUUUGCAACUGAAUAUGUUAUGUGCACUAUUUUUAGACUGUUUAUGAAUUAUAAUAGCAAUUUUAAAUGGUUCUCAGUUACAGCACCCCUCCUAUCUGGAGUGUAAUGCAGCUGUCUUUGUAGUUGUAACUCUGGCACCCUCCUCUGUCUGCAAGUUGUAGUUGCAACAUUUCUCUGAGGUGCGGUUUCUGAAGCCUGCAGCGGGUGGAAUUGUCAUGUACUGUGGAACCUUUUAGAUGUUUAUAGCAAAACAAAUGUGUGAUUAGAAUGAGAGCAGCAGGUAAAGCUGCCAAUCCUGGCUGCUGUAACUCAUGCAGACUGUUGGGUGUGACUCACCACUUUAAUUGGAAGGUUAUAGUGGGUGAAUACAAAUGUCCAUUUAAUUAAAAGAUGACAUUUUUUUAAAAUCCUAAA
Paramormyrops kingsleyae is the source of this 3166-nucleotide messenger RNA. It is a transcript of the gene zfp91, whose product is annotated as ZFP91 zinc finger protein, atypical E3 ubiquitin ligase. Gene Ontology annotation, molecular function: transcription coregulator activity. Gene Ontology annotation, biological process: regulation of transcription by RNA polymerase II. Gene Ontology annotation, cellular component: nucleus. The record is from RefSeq and is a predicted model, not a curated record. NCBI's taxonomy places the organism in Eukaryota, Metazoa, Chordata, Actinopteri, Osteoglossiformes, Mormyridae.